Molecule: messenger RNA, 984 nt
Organism: Nezara viridula (southern green stink bug)
Lineage: Eukaryota; Metazoa; Arthropoda; Insecta; Hemiptera; Pentatomidae
Source: the annotation of a GenBank genome assembly
UUAUUUUCUUAGCAUACAUGUUUUUUCUUAUUAUGUUCAGCAAAAACAUGUGCUAACCUUCUUUAGUUUUCAUAUGGGAGGUUCUGGACUUCUAUAGUAGUUUUAACCUUUCUUCUGUAUUACCAAACAUGGAAGGGGACAAAGCUGAAGAUCCUAAAAAAAAAUCCUAUGCUGGAAUACCAGAAGCUGAAUUUAUGGAAGAUGUUGAUAAAUAUAUGGAAGCUCCAACUAUAAGUGGAAAUGUUGAAUUAGUGCUAAAAAAAUUAGAUGAACAGCACAGCAAAUACAAGUUUAUGGAAUUUCAUCUUCUCUCCAAAAGAAGAAGGUUAAAAGUUCAAAUACCCGAUUUGGAAAGGUCUGUUGAUAUGAUCAAGAUGUUAUCUAAGAAGAAGGAUUGCACUGAGGAAUUCACAACACAUUUCUUGUUAUCUGAACAAGUUUUCAUGAAAGCCUCUAUAGCUCCCACAAACAAAGUUUGUCUUUGGCUUGGGGCAAAUGUUAUGCUUGAGUAUACUUUGAAUGAUGCCUUAGAGUUGCUCAAUAAGAAUAUUGAUACUGCGAAAAAAAAUUUAAGCUUUGUCGAACACGACCUUGAUUUUUUGAGGGACCAGUUUACAACAACAGAAGUCAAUAUGGCUAGAGUAUAUAACUGGAAUGUAAAAAAAAGGCAAGCAGCUAAAGCAUCAACUUAAAAAAAGAUGUGCAUGAUGCUUUUCGAAACACAUUAAAAGUUUUUAUAUCAAGUCCCCGCUUUGUUUUUAAUUUACAUUAACUGACAUUAUUUUUUAUAUUUAUAUACAUAAUAAAAAUGUAUUUGUUAGCUAAGGUGCUUAUUUAUUAACCAGCUUAUAAAGAAAAAAAAAAUGUCAUGCCUGUAAAUUAAUUUUAAUUAAGUAAUUAAAAAUAAUUUUUUAUGAAGAUAUUUAUUUGUACCUCUUACUAAAUUUAGAUGAUAAAGAAAUUAUACAUAUAUACUAAAGCGAC